AUGCAAAUAUUUGUUAAGACGCUGACCGGAAAGACUAUCACUCUUAAGGUGAAGGGUUCGGAUACCAUAGACAAUGUCAAGGCGAAGAUUCAAGAUAAAGAAGGAAUCCCUCCUGACCAGCAGAGGCUUAUUUUUGCUGGAAAGCAGCUAGAGGAUGGUAGGACCCUUGCUGAUUAUAGCAUCCAGAAGGAAUCCACCUUGCAUCUUGUUCUCCGUUUGCGAGGUGGUAUGCAGAUCUUUGUUAAGACCUUGACUGGCAAGACCAUCACUCUUGAUGUGGAGAGCUCUGAUACCAUAGACAAUGUGUUAUGUGUUUUUGUUUGGCUCUGUCCUGGGGUUUUCUAG
Prunus persica (peach) is the source of this 345-nucleotide messenger RNA. RefSeq names its product ubiquitin. The record is from RefSeq and is a predicted model, not a curated record. Gene Ontology annotation, biological process: protein ubiquitination; modification-dependent protein catabolic process. Gene Ontology annotation, cellular component: nucleus; cytoplasm. NCBI's taxonomy places the organism in Eukaryota, Viridiplantae, Streptophyta, Magnoliopsida, Rosales, Rosaceae. The transcript has a single exon. Gene Ontology annotation, molecular function: ubiquitin protein ligase binding; protein tag activity. The coding region runs from base 1 to 345 and encodes 114 amino acids.